Colletotrichum phormii is the source of this 1275-nucleotide messenger RNA. RefSeq names its product pyridoxal phosphate-dependent transferase. The record is from RefSeq and is a predicted model, not a curated record. Bases 1 to 1275 code for a protein of 424 amino acids. NCBI's taxonomy places the organism in Eukaryota, Fungi, Ascomycota, Sordariomycetes, Glomerellales, Glomerellaceae. The transcript has a single exon.
AUGGCGCCUUCAAGUACCCAAGAUCUGUUCGAUGUCGAACAUCUCACCUCCAAAAGCAUCACCAAACCUGCUCCAACACAUCAGCCAACUGCGCCAGACUUUGAACUCUUCCGUCACCUAGUACCCCUAGUCUCAAGCGGCAAGACAGUACACCUCAACGCUGCCUUCAUGCCCCCUUCAAAUCUCAUCGUUAACGAAGCCCUCUCCCGCUUCUGCUCCGAGGCUUUACACCACCCCUCUCCAAAGGCCCACUGGAAAGAAGACGUCGAAGCAGUGAGGGUGCUCCUGGGCAGGUACAUCAACACAGAACCGUCAACCAUCGCCUUCGUGCGAGACACCACCGAAGGCCUGGGAAGCUUCGUCCGAGGCCUCAAGUUCCAAUCAGGCGAUAACGUCGUGAUUCUCGACUGCGAACAUCCGAAUCAGUCGUUCGCUUGGCUGACGCUCCGCUCGACUGGGCUGGAAGUCAGACUCGUCCCUACAGACCCGGAGAACCCAGUCGCUGCGGAUGCGGCCACCUUUGCGCCAUUCGUUGACGAGAGAACCAGGGCAAUCGGGCUGAGCUCUAUCAUGUUCUACACGGGACAGCGCAGCGAUGUAGCGGAUGUCUGCGCGGCGUUUAGGCAUAGGGGGAUCCACGUCCUCGCGGACCUCACGCAACAAGUCGGUUUUGCUGCCGUUGAUGUGAAAGCGUUGGGUGUUUCGGCGGCGGCGUUUAGUCUGCACAAGGGUCUCAACUCGCCGACUGGCUUCGCGGCGCUGUACGUCGAUACAAACGUCGUCCAGGAGAUGGAUCCGAUACCGCCCGUUGUCGGCUACGGCGGCGUCAGCAGUGUUGGCGAUUCGGAGGACUUUACGGUCCCGGAAGGCCCUGUGAUCUUCCAUCCUACUGCUAAACGAUACGAGCACGCCAACAUGAGCUUUAUCUCAGCCGUGGCCGCUAGGGCGUUUCUUCAGUUUUAUCUCGACGUGAUGGGGCCCAAAAAUCUCGAGGAUCGCUUAUAUAGGCUUGGAGAUACGCUGCGACAAUCUUGCGCUGACUUGGGUGUUGGUGUUGUUGGGCCGAGCGAGAGGAGACACCACGCACCGCAUCUCCAUGUUCUUCGUUUGCAGGACAGGGGGUGGAUAGAUCGUUUGGAAGCGGCGGGCAUCGUAGCGACAAAAUUUCGGUCCGGCAUCAGAGUCUCUUUUGGCUUCUAUAGCAAUCUGGAAGAUGUCGAGAGGUUGAUGGCGGUGAUUAGAAUGGGGCUUGAAAGCGGCAUCCCCGUGUGUUAG